This is a messenger RNA of Geodia barretti, 903 nucleotides long. The record is from the annotation of a GenBank genome assembly. NCBI's taxonomy places the organism in Eukaryota, Metazoa, Porifera, Demospongiae, Tetractinellida, Geodiidae.
AAGUGCCGGGAAUGCGGCCGGGAAUACCCGGGCGAACCCCUGAACGUUUGCGACUUCUGCUUUGGCCCGUUGGAGGUCAUUUACGACUAUGUGACCAUCUCCGAGGUGGUUACUCACAAGCGCAUCACCGACGGCCCGAUAAGCAUCUGGCGGUACCAGGACCUUUUGCCAGCGUCGGCAGACGACCCCGUGGACAUCAUGGCGGGUUACACGCCGUUGCUCAAGGCCAGGAACCUGGGCAAGAAGCUGGGCCUCAACAACCUGUACAUCAAGAACGACAGCGUGAACCCGUCGUUCUCGUUCAAGGACCGGGUGGUGUCGGUAGCCGCGACGAAGGCGGUUGAAUUCGGCUACGAUACACUGGCUUGCGCCAGCACCGGGAACCUGGCAUGCAGCGUUGCCGCUCACGCGGCGCGAGCCGGGAUCGACGCGGUGGUUUUCAUUCCCGCCGACCUGGAGCGCGGCAAGGUCAUCGGCGCCGCAGUCUACAAUCCGACGCUGGUGGCGGUUGAAGGAACUUACGACGAAGUUAACCGCCUGUGCAGCGAGGUGAGCGACAACUACCCGUGGGCGUUCGUAAACAUCAACAUGCGGCCCUACUACGCGGAAGGGAGCAAGACCCUCGGGUACGAAGUGGCUGAGCAGUUGGGCUGGAGAGUGCCGGACCACGUGGUGGUGCCGUCGGCUUCCGGGGCAAUGUUCACAAAGAUCUGGAAAGGGUUCAACGAGCUGGCUUGCCUGGGGCUGCUCGACGUUACCACGCGGAUGCACAUGGCCCAGGCCGCCGGUUGCUGCCCGAUCGUCACCGCAUGGGAAAACCAACAGAAUCAAAUACGUCCCGUGCGGCCGGACAGCAUCGCGAAGUCGUUAGCCAUCGGCAAUCCGGCGGACGGGAAUUUAUAG